AUGGAUUACUUUUCAGUCAAACACCACUACCACACGGGAAAUUAUCAAAAGGUGCUUCAAGAAAUUGCAAAGCACCAGCAAAGCAGUGAAGAUGAGACUCUAUUAUAUUACAAAAAUAUGUCUCUACUAGGGUUGAAGAUACUUGAGAACGUGCCAGAGGAAGGGGGUCUGCAGGCAGCCUUUAGUGCAUAUAGCGAAUGUUUGGAGUCCAAGGAGAUAGGCCCCUUGAAGGAAGUAGUUGAUGGGCAAAAGAGUCUGUUCGCGGUGAAUCUUUUGGCUUGCGCACAGGCAUGUCUGGAGAGUUAUGAGGCUGCAUGGGAGACGUGCACUCAGAAUUUAGAAGACUUGGAUGCUGUUGGUUCAGCGGAAUUAUUGCUGACGGCUGUGCAAGUUGCGCUUGCUAAUGGUCAACGGACUCAGGCUACGGCUUUGUUCGAGAACUAUAGUUCUUCCCAUGAUAUUUCUAAUGAGGAUGACAUUAUUCUGAGCAUUGCGGAGUCAUACAUCAACUUUAGUCAGAGUAAAGAAGCUAGUAGUUCUAACUUUUACUUUUACGAAGAACUCUGUCAAUCAGCACCCAGUUGGAAAACCCAAUUGGGGCUGUUGAAUCUACAUUUGCAACAGGGUAAUCUGCCAGAAGCAAGUAACAUCAUUGAACUGUUGGAAGAUGAAUAUUACCAGUCAAUGGAAGGAGCAGAAAAUUAUAAACGCCAUUUGUUGGCCAAUAAGAUUACAUAUGCAGCAAUGAACGGCGAAAAUGGUUCCGCAUUGAGAGAGGAAUUGGAACAGUUAGAUGCAGACCAUCCACUUGCUAAGGCAAACCGCGAAAACAACAUGAAGUUUGAUGAGAUUGUUGCAAAGUACUCCACUUAA
Eremothecium cymbalariae DBVPG#7215 is the source of this 873-nucleotide messenger RNA. It is a transcript of the gene SEC28, whose product is annotated as coatomer subunit epsilon. The coding region runs from base 1 to 873 and encodes 290 amino acids. The transcript has a single exon. Gene Ontology annotation, cellular component: COPI vesicle coat. NCBI's taxonomy places the organism in Eukaryota, Fungi, Ascomycota, Saccharomycetes, Saccharomycetales, Saccharomycetaceae. Gene Ontology annotation, biological process: intra-Golgi vesicle-mediated transport; retrograde vesicle-mediated transport, Golgi to endoplasmic reticulum; endoplasmic reticulum to Golgi vesicle-mediated transport. Gene Ontology annotation, molecular function: structural molecule activity; protein binding. The record is from RefSeq and is a predicted model, not a curated record.